AUGUCGAUGCUGAAGGUUCAAGGGACUAAAUUUGUCGAUGAAGGCGGAAAGGAAGUCAUCCUGCGAGGGGCGGGGCUCGGCGGUUGGAUGAAUAUGGAGAACUUCAUCUCGGGCUAUCCUGGAUGCGAAUACCAAAUCCGAGAAGCACUUGCGGCCACCAUCGGACAGGAAAAGUCUGAUUUCUUUUUCGAUAAAUUCUUGGAGUACUUCUUCAUGGACGCCGAUGCCAAGUUUUUCAGCACUCUUGGAUUGAAUUGUAUUCGUUUGCCGUUCAACUAUCAUCAUUUUGAAGAUGAUAUGAAUCCUCGUGUACUAAAGGAGUCUGGCUUCAAGCACCUUGACCGCGUCAUCGAGCUGUGUGCCGCCCACAACAUCUACACCAUCCUUGACCUCCAUACCGUCCCAGGGGGGCAGAACGUUGGCUGGCACUCGGACCACGGCGGACAUCUCGCAAACUUCUGGAAACAUAAGGAUUUCCAGGACCGCACGGUCUGGCUCUGGGAGCAACUUGCUGCACAUUACAAGGGAAACAAAUGGAUUGCCGGGUACAACCCGCUCAAUGAGCCGACGGAUCCGAGCCACAGACAAUUCAUCGAGUUUUACCACAGAAUAUUUGCCACCAUCAGGGCUAUUGACCAGGAUCAUAUCAUCUUCUUCGACGGAAAUACCUGGGCGCAAGAUUUCACUGCUUUUGGGGACGCUUAUAAGCGAUGGGACAACACGGCAUACUCGAUCCAUGACUAUUCACCCUUUGGAUUCCCGGCAGCACACGAGCUAUAUAGUGGGACCCCGGAGCAGCGGGAGAGGAUGCAGAAGACCUACGAGCGAAAGCGCGAGUGGCUGGACGAAAGGGGACUGUGUGUGUGGAAUGGAGAAUGGGGACCCGUCUAUGCGAGGAAGGAGUAUGAUGGGGAAAAGACGGAGGAAAUUAAUCGAGUGAGAUUUAAAGUGCUUGGGGAUCAGUUGGAGAUGUAUGGAAAGGAUUGCCUGAGCUGGUCCAUCUGGCUAUACAAGGACAUCGGGCUGCAAGGAAUGGUCCACGUCUCCCAAUCGACACCCUACAUCACUCUCUUCCGUGACUUUCUCUCCAAAAAGCAUCGCCUCGCGGUGGACCAGUGGGGCUCCGACGACACUCACGUCCGGCAAAUCUACGCGCCACUCAUCGAGCACUUGCGGAACGAAAUCCCCGAAGAGAACCGUGAGAUCUACCCACAUCCGGCAUACCGCUUGGGUGACCGCGCUGCGCUGUUGUCGCGCAACAUUCUCCUGAGCGAGUAUCUCGUGAAGGAAUGGGCAGACCAUUUCAUUGGCAAGACGCAAGAAGAGCUGGACAAGAUUGCGGCAAGCUUCAAGUUCGAGGGGUGCGAAAAGAGGGACGAGUUGAAUCGUGUCCUGAUGGAGUCCCGGUGA
Messenger RNA from Mycena indigotica, 1410 nucleotides. Its product is annotated as Glycoside hydrolase family 5 protein. Lineage: Eukaryota; Fungi; Basidiomycota; Agaricomycetes; Agaricales; Mycenaceae. Gene Ontology annotation, biological process: glucan catabolic process. The record is from RefSeq and is a predicted model, not a curated record. The transcript has 8 exons. The coding region runs from base 1 to 1410 and encodes 469 amino acids. Gene Ontology annotation, molecular function: beta-glucosidase activity. Gene Ontology annotation, cellular component: cell surface; extracellular region.